Molecule: messenger RNA, 1310 nt
Organism: Microplitis demolitor
Lineage: Eukaryota; Metazoa; Arthropoda; Insecta; Hymenoptera; Braconidae
Exons: 7
Coding region: 512-1156 (214 amino acids)
Source: RefSeq, a predicted model, not a curated record
UCAGUCCCCAGAUGAAUAUAUAGCUCAUAUUGAAAGACGCCUUUGACUUAGUAGAGGACGCCAGAACAAUUUUAUAAUUGAAAUUUAUUUUUAUAUUAUAAAAUCAUAUUUAACCUAGGUAGAUAAUAUGUAACCAAAUUCUGGUAUUUUCAAUCGUAUAAUAUUAAACCAAGCUUUAAUUGGUCUAUAUAAUUACCAUGUCGCUGAAACUAAAUAAGAGUAAUGCUGUUCAUCACUUUCACUAUAUGAUGGAGAGUUUUUAUGGUUUCAUCUAUCAAAAUCUAUCGGCUUGAAUUUUUUUCUUAAUCCGAACGAUUAGUGCGUUGAACUUGAUAAUUGUUUGAUGUUCAUAUCAAGAAUGGAUAAACUACGAUGUGUUCAUCGAUUAGAAAAUGCGAAUGUCUAGGAGAAAAGGAUAUAGAUGGGAAACAAAAAAAUUGAGGAGGAUCCCAUAAUUCAAUGAUAAAAGAUAAUAUUUUUCAAUACCCCUGAGAAGGAAAAACGGUUUGAAAUGAUUCAAAAUGAUUUGAAUCGACAAAUUUAUAAAUAUACAUUUAGCAUGGAUUACAUCAUUUUCUUAAUCAGGGACAAUUUUAAUUCGUGUGUGCUAUCAGAGAAAAUUAACAAUCCUCCAAUCCGAGGAGCUCCAGUUCGUUACAUUAGACCGUUCAAAACCGUUCAAGAGGUGGACGAAUACGACGAUUUCAGUGAAGAUGGACGUGCUAAAUUAAGACAUUAUCUGAGUGCCUUCUGCGGUGGUCAAGAUGCAACGGAAACUCUCAAAUUUUUUUUGAAAAACAACUUAUUCUUCGUUGAUAAAUUACUGAUCGCAUAUAAUUUUGGUCAGCUAUUAGAGAAAAAGUCCAAUGUCUUUCUGGGCGUGGCGAUUGAUCACGAUCUUUUUAGUGUAAUGCGUGUGAUGUUUUCCACAAUCCAAUCGAAGGAAUAUCACGAGGCUUUGAAAUCGGCACUAAGAAACGCAGAUAAGCGGGUAGGUAAGAAGCAUCCUCAGGCAGACGAUGCGGAGAUUUCUCCAAAAGCAAAAAAGAGGUCAAAGAAGAGAUCUCGUCCGCCUGGCUUUUAUGAGAACCCCUUCGUUAAAGGAUCAUCGCAAAAUACUGAAGAAUUUGAAAAUCACGAAGACGAUAAUUUAUAAGAAGUGAAUAACUAUUUAUUAAUAGUUUAAUAUCUUUAACUAAUUAGUUAUUUAUUAUUAGUUAUAUACGAUGUAUCUUAAAAGCUGUAAUAUGAUAGCUAAAUAGUUAAAUAACUAAUAAAUAACACUUUAUAUAUUCCAUGAUCCACAAGAA